GAGCACUUGCUGUCUUGCAUCAGGGCUGAAGGCAGCUGCAGGGAUUACGUGGCUAUAAAGAUGGAUGGCUCGAGUAUUCUGCGACUUCUUUAGAGUAAAGUGCUUUCGGCAAGGAGAACUGCAGUGGGUUUGCUCAUGGAACUGAUCUGCUUAAGAAGGAGAGAAAUGGUUGAAUUGCUCCUGCAUGGAUCGAGAGCAGAGUCGAUCGUGGAGGCAAUGGAUGUGCUGCUGGAGUACCUCCGGAGCUUGCCCGCAGAAGAACAAGCCCCAAUCGCCGUUCUACUGAUGUGUUUGGAUGCAUUGGUGGAGCCAAACAGAAACAGCACGUACAGAGAAGAGGCGAUCAAGACCAUCGCACGUUCUCUGAGAUGCUGCCUGUCAGAGGACACUGCCGUUCCCAGCACUCGGAGAGCUCUGCUGCUGCUUCUCAGGCGACCUUCACGCAGAGGACUGGAUGCUGGAACAUGCCGGCUUCGUUGACCACUCACGGGCCACCACUGCCACUUCUGAUGCUGUUGUACACGACAAGGAAGCGACCGAAAACGAUGCGUGGCUGAGACACGUGGCUGCGGCGCUACUCGGCAGCCGUAGCGAGAUCAGGAGACCGUUCCUGGAGGCGCUGUCCACGUGCCUGGGCUCCCCCGACGCCGGCCUGGUGGGGGCGUGCCUGACGAUGGCCUGGUGGAGGUUAUCAGUGAGAAAGUAGAUAUCUGGGCUCUUGGGUGUCUCUUGUAUAGAAUCUGCACAGAAUAUUAACUGUUGGUUAUGGUUAUGGAAGGUCUUGUUUUCAGCUCAUAAAUAUAGGUUUCAAAUUUUAGUUGUUUUUUUAUUAGGAUGGUCGAAUAUAAAAGUAACUGAUUUUAUUGUAUGUACCUGAUUAAUCUAAAAGCAUUGAAAUAAUUAUGCUCUUGGCUCGAGUAUGUAUCUGAAGUAUACAGAGAAAUGGAACGUGCUGGAUGCGCUCCAGAUAGAAAGGCUAGAGAAAUGUUUCAUAUAAAAAAAUUUACUACCGUCGCAACGCACGAGCACAUACCUAGAUGAGUCUGUCUGUUACUGCGAAAAGCUACAUACAAAUUAUAAUUGAGGACACAUUUUCAUUACUAAUAGUUUUUUGUUUUCCUUCUUUUUUUACCUGAGGUUACAAAGGGUGCAGGGUAUUCUCCACGUCAGUGUGUCCAAUAAUCCUAAACAAGGCAAUAUGUAUUUGCUCUUUAUUAUCAAUUCAUGUGAAAAUCUGAAAGAACGUGGAACCUGAAACUAUUGUCUGGUGGGCUGGUGGCUGAUUUUCAUUCAAUUGGGCUGGUACACCUCUGUUUUGACUCCCAUACACCAAGAAUCGAGGGCGCCUGCAUCCGUGGGAGUAAGACUCUCCGGCUUUGAAGGAGGAGACAAAGGCCGAAGGGCAGACACAUUGCCUUCUGUUCAUGCUGCUUGAUGUUGAAACACCAACCACUCACCAGUCAUUUACUCUCUCACUUGCUCAUUGGAUCAUGUGCACCGCCAUAGUUAGAAACCUUUAUGUCAUAGUUAGAGCAAUGCAUUGGGAUUUUUUUUGCUAUGCACAGAAUACGAAGGUUAUAUUAUCUCUCUAUAUUUUGAAUGGGAGUCAUUGAAGCCUAGGCAAGGUACUUGUAUUUGGAUCUGGCAUAAUUACAAUCAUCCUGUCAUCAUCAGUUUCACUCCUCUGGCUGCUCCUUGUGUGUGUGUGUCCACUAAUGCGUUCAGCAUUGCAACUGCUGCUGCCAAAUGCUGAGCAUUCGUUGCCAACAUAGAUGGUCACUCUGAUAAAACUGUCACCUUCAAUGGGAGGAUGCUCAGGUUUUGAGACCGAACCUAUAUGUACCACCAAAACAAUAUCCUAAUUGCAAGGAAGGUGACCUUCCUCUCAUCAUCGCGAUUGACUAGCAACCAAUGGCCCUGAUAGGUGUUAUGCAAGUGUAGGGCGACAUCACUAAUGCUCGGACAACGGAUGUGGCAUUUCGAUGGAUGCAAAGCAGACUUGGUUGUUUGCGAUGGAGGCUUCGGAUAGUAAGAUAUCAUAUGAGUGCAAGAGAACUACUCCCACCAUUAACUAUAACAAAUUUUGUCACCAAAAUUUGGUGGCUGGUGGAUCUGCUUAAGAAUCAAAAGUCAGACAAGGUGGACAUCACCAUCCAACCGGAGGAGCAGGAAGCCAUGAAUGAUGUUCUAGCAGCCAGAUUCCAGGGCGAUUCACCGCAUGCUGCACGCACCAGGUAUUUUAAGGGGUCACACUUGCUUGUUUCAUGUACUAGCACAAGAAGAGACCGUACCACUUCCUCGAGCCAAAUCGCCAGCAAUCCACCAUGGCUAAACCAGAGGGGCCAACCAUUGGCGUGAAGCUGUUCGUGGACAAAGAGAAGAAGAAGGUGCUCUUUGCUGAGUCCAACAAGGAGUUCGUCGACGUGCUCUUCAGCUUCCUCACCGUGCCGCUCGGCACCAUCGUCCGCCUGCUGGAUAAGCAGUCUCAGUUGGGUUGUCUCGACCAGCUGUACAAGAGCGUGGAGGACCUCAACUUGGAGUACUUCCAAACCAAUGCUUGCAAGGCGAUGCUUCUGAAACCGCUCAACGCGGCUUCCGGCCACUGCUGUCGCCUCAAGAUCAACAUCGAUGGAAGCGUUCCAAGGGUGGUCUAUGUCUGCAAGGACACGCGGUGCAACGCUCUCAGCGACAAUGCGUUCAGUUCGUUCCCUGGCACGGUCUGCAAAUGUGGUAAGGUCAUGGAGUCCAUUGGACAGUUCCCAAAAUACGAUGGUGACACUGAAACCGCCGCCGCCACUUGUUCAGAGGGUGGAGUUUUUGUGAAAGGUUGCUUGAAGUUUAUCGUCACUGAUGAUCUCCAGGUUGCGCCAGCAUCUACCUCUCUUAUGAUGUUUGUCUUCGAGAAAUUUGGUGUGCUUGAUCCAGCUGUCCUAGAGCAGCAGGUUCUGCAGUUCAGUUCAGAAAAGAUAACAUGCUUGCUGAAGAGAUUGUUGACGUCUAAGUAACCUCUCACUGAUCAUUAUUUCGAAGCUCCUGUUCCACAAGAUGAUGCAAGCCUAGAAGCGCUUGUUCAGAACUUACAUCCUAAACAAGAAAACGAGGACCAGGUCUUGUGUAACUGAAUCUUGGAACAGGUUAUGGAGCUACAUAGGGCUGUCCUGCUGCUGAGUCGUACCACACUCAGCUCCGUGCUUCUGCAUCCUAAGAAGACCAAGAAGCUGCACCAUUACCAUCGUGUGUAUUAAAGCCGUCGUUGUUGCUUUACUCUAUGAUUAGCCACAAUAAUAACUAUGUAUGUCUGUUUUCCUGCUGGAUUUGUAAGUUUCAUUUUGGCCACUGAUAUUUGGUAACUAUUAUAACAGUUCGAGCAUAUAAUAAAUAUAAACAUUUGAUUCGA
Zea mays is the source of this 3397-nucleotide messenger RNA. RefSeq lists its product as uncharacterized. The transcript is spliced from 13 exons. The record is from RefSeq and is a predicted model, not a curated record. NCBI's taxonomy places the organism in Eukaryota, Viridiplantae, Streptophyta, Magnoliopsida, Poales, Poaceae.